AUGCUUAAUGAUGAAAAUUAUGCAUUCUACCGUAACGGUGUACAACGCUUAAUGUCACUCUGCGUACAGCAGUCGCCCUCGCCUUUAUGUAUGCAAUCGGGCAGCGGCUUUCUCUUUGCACGCGUAGCUCAGUCGGUAGCGGCGCCGCACCUUCAACACUCGCCUCGACAAGUUCAACUCUUCGAGGAGCAUAUUUAA
This is a messenger RNA of Caenorhabditis briggsae, 198 nucleotides long. The coding region runs from base 1 to 198 and encodes 65 amino acids. Lineage: Eukaryota; Metazoa; Nematoda; Chromadorea; Rhabditida; Rhabditidae. The transcript has 2 exons. The record is from RefSeq and is a predicted model, not a curated record.